Molecule: messenger RNA, 591 nt
Organism: Monoraphidium neglectum
Lineage: Eukaryota; Viridiplantae; Chlorophyta; Chlorophyceae; Sphaeropleales; Selenastraceae
Exons: 5
Coding region: 1-591 (196 amino acids)
Source: RefSeq, a predicted model, not a curated record
AUGGAUUGGGACUCGGCAAGCUUUGGCGCAGUGCUGAAGCAGCUCGACGGGCCGCAUGCGCAGCCGGGCUCCAUCAAGAAGGCAUGCGCCGCCGUGGAGGACUGCAUCGCCAGCAACAAGGACAACCUCCGCGGCUUCUUCGAGUUCUGCUUUCCCGUGCUGCUGAAGCGCGUGUUUGGAUAUGACGACGUGGAGGCCAGCUGGCUCAACACAGUCACAAAGUCCCACCGUGACGAGGACGCGCGCGCGCUGAUGCGGCUGCUGUCGCCGCAGGGCGCGCUGUUCGGGGCGAUGCACGCAGCAGAUGCCGACCGACUGAUCCACUUCCUGUUCCCGCCAGAGCGGCUGCCGGCGCACACACAGGCGCGUGCGGCCGGACUGCAGGGGCGCUCCGUCGCGGCGCACGCCGCGCUGUUCGUCGUCGAUGGCGGGACGCAUGCCUGCGCGGCGCGCGGCUGCCGGGGGCUGGGGCUCCGCACCGGCGGCUGGGCACCCCUCGCGCGAAGCGCCUUGCCCCUGUCCCUCCGCCCCCUGAGCAGCGUCCCCCCUUGGUCCGCGCGAGCUGCUGCUGACCGCCGGCGGUCGCGCUGA